AUGGCCGUCCUUCCACUGGCAGCUGCUUUUGUGGCAGUCGCCCUCUUCAUUAAAUAUCUUCUAGAUCCCUUCCUCUCUCCCCUUCGUCAAGUUCCAGGUCCUAAACUCUUCGCCGCGACAAGAUGGCGGUUAGCCUACGAAGAUUGGAAAGGAACGCGUACCCGUACCAUCAACGCGCUGCACAAGAAAUACGGUCCUGUUGUACGCAUUGGCCCCAAUGAGAUAUCUUUCAACAGCCUCUCUGCUCUGCGCACAAUCUAUGGUCCCGGAAGUCGGUUUGGACGAACGAGCUUCUAUCGCAUGUUUGACGUCUACGGCGAGCAGAACUUGUUCACUUUCCAUUCACCAAAAGAUCAUGGCGAUAGGAAGAAGCUCUUGAGCCAUGCCUACUCCAAGACGGCGGUGCUUAAACCGGCGACUGCUAGAAUGAUUGAGAGGCAGGCCUGGCGAUACUUGAAUCUCAUCGAUGCGGAGCCAGAAGGUGUCAGUGAGAUAUUUAGUACUCUUCACUACUAUAGUCUGGACAACAUCACGGCUUUUGUGUAUGGAAAGUACGGUGCCACAGCCGCUGUGAGAGGAUCUAAGAUUCACCGCGAUCUCAUCUCGGAUAUCCUCCACCCUAGCCGACGACGAUUGAGCUGGUGUAUUGUGCACGUGAAGGGCUUCACUCAGUGGCUUUACCGACAAUCGAGUUUCAUGGGCGCGCUGGUCAAACCUAUUCUUCCCAUGCAGCAACCUACGACAUAUACCGGCAUUCGUGCAUAUGCGCUUUCUGCUUUUAAGCAGUUCCGUGUAGAGGCAGAUGCACAGGAGGUCAAGUUCACUGAGGAUGAACACGUGUCUAUUCUCGAGCGUCUCUGGCAGUAUCACGAGACUCAACGACCGGACGGAAUGCGUGAUCUGCAGAUGGCAUCUGAAUGCGCCGACCACUUCCUUGCUGGAAUUGAUACGACAAGCGACACACUCAUGUUCCUCGUAUGGUCUCUAUCCUUGCCCGGAAACGAGAAAUUCCAAGAAAAGCUCCGCGAAGAAGUCCAGGCCAUCUCAGAUGACUCAUUAAAUAAGCAGGGCAUUCCUAAAGCAGAAGUCGCCGACCGAUGUGUUUAUCUUCAAGCUGUCAUCAAGGAGACACUGCGAUUGUAUGCGCCGCUGCCGAGUACGGAGCCUCGAUCUACAGGUGAUGACACCACCAUUGAUGGAUAUGUUGUUCCCAAGAAUACAGUUGUCGGAAUGUCACCCUGGAUCAUGCACCGUAACGAAGAAGUGUUUGAGAACCCAUUGGUUUUCAAUCCUGAAAGGUGGCUUGGCGAGAAGGCGGGUGAAUUGAAUCGAUGGUUUUGGGGCUUUUCCUCUGGUGGUAGGAUGUGCAUCGGCAUGCACCUUGCUAUGGCAGAGAUGACUGUUCUAGGUGCUGCUCUGUAUCGAGAGUAUAAGACUACAAUUGCACCUGGUUUUGAGGAUACAAGCCCCGCGAUUACGGCACGAGUUGAGACCUUCUACGACGAGAGAUUCCCCAAAGUCAAGGAGUCUACUUGCUUGGUCAAAUUUGAUAAGUUGAAGAGAUAA
Messenger RNA from Fusarium pseudograminearum CS3096, 1566 nucleotides. RefSeq lists its product as uncharacterized. The record is from RefSeq and is a predicted model, not a curated record. The transcript is spliced from 4 exons. NCBI's taxonomy places the organism in Eukaryota, Fungi, Ascomycota, Sordariomycetes, Hypocreales, Nectriaceae. Gene Ontology annotation, molecular function: iron ion binding; monooxygenase activity; heme binding. Bases 1 to 1566 code for a protein of 521 amino acids.